UUCACUUCGCCUUUAAUGUCAAUAUAAUUUCGUUCGUAACAAGGAAAAUGUGGAAAUAGCACCGCCGUUCUUAAUUGAUUCAAGUUUUAAUAGACUUCGGGCUCUCAAGCAUCCGAUCUGCCAUGUCCACAGACCGCCUGAUCCUGCUGCAGUUCAGCAUGCACUGUUUCAAGGUCAUUUUCAUCUACUGCAUCUGUGUAAAUGUCCUGGAGCACCUCUUCCAAAGGGUCCAGGAAAACUGAGCGGGAAAAUGUUGGGGGCCAGAAAACGGGAUCAAUAAAAGAACGAAAACGAAAUGGGGAG
This is a messenger RNA of Drosophila erecta, 303 nucleotides long. RefSeq lists its product as uncharacterized. The coding region runs from base 123 to 242 and encodes 39 amino acids. The transcript is spliced from 2 exons. The record is from RefSeq and is a predicted model, not a curated record. Lineage: Eukaryota; Metazoa; Arthropoda; Insecta; Diptera; Drosophilidae.